AUGCUCCUCUUCAACCUCAACGACUACGAAAUCAUGGUCGCCCUGCCCACGACGUACGACAAAGCCCUCGCCCUAGCGAUUGAGAAGUAUACGAUCCCCAAGGACCACGUCGUGCGCCUGGGCUGCAGGGCGAGCGAGCUCGCGUAUAUUGGCAAUUGGGCGACUACCGAAUACCUCUGGAUCGCGGAUAACGACUCGUUCUACUACGCUUGUGCGGGCAAGCACGUCACGCGCCUCGACGUGAUUGUCACCCCCAGGAAUGUGUCUGCCCCCGAAAAGAAGGACGAGGCCAAGGCCGACGGUGGGGCCAAGGGCGGCGGCGGAGGCGGUGGAGGAGGCAAGGGCUCGGCGCCGUUCUCUGCGACCACGACCGCGGCGAAUAGCACCAAAGUUGAGAUCAAGGGUAAUGUGACUGCGAGUGAUCUCUCCAAGGGCCCCGCUCCGAACAAGUAUGUCGGUACUUUGACGGUCGAGCCCAACACAUUUGCCUACAAGUUCGACGGUCAGGCGCUGAAGCCUGAUGUCGUGCACGACAAGGCCACUGCGCGCAUCCUGUUCAAGCCGAGCUCGACGACGCCGAGGAUCGAGCUGCUGCCGCCAAACUCGGAUAGCAUGGAGGUUACGGUGACUCUCAAGGGCUGGGAGGCACUCACCACGUACCCCAGAGCAAAGAAGGUCACCGAGGCGGGCAAGACGCGCCUGCGGUGGUUCGGGCGCGUUGGCAAGGGGGGCAUGAUCGAGGACUCGCUCGAUGGGACCCAUGCGCAGGGCGUGUUCUACGAGAUCCUCUCCAAGCCAGCGAACGCCGGCCCCGAGGACCCGCUCGUCCCAGCGUGGCCCGACAUUCGCCCCGUGAACUCUUGGUGCCUCGGGCAGGCGACGUUCGUCGCGCACAUCGACCGAGUCCUCACAACCCUCGGGGUGCCGAUCGAGAAUCGCACGGCAAUCAUUACCUCCUGGCUCCCUAGUAUCACGCGGCACAGCAACAUUGCGUAUCGCAUUCUCGACAAGGAGCAGAUCGCGGCGUCGUCCGAGCUGUCGAUUGUGCCACCAGCCCAAGCCGUCCUCCGCUUCUUUAUCCUCUUCAAGGGUAUCCCCGACAGCGAGCUGGGCAAAUGGGCGGGACGCGGCGCGGCUCAGGUCGAGCGCGGCGCUGACUGGGUCGACGCACUCGGUGCCAACGCGCUCUUCGGCGACGAGAAGCUGUUCCGCGUCAUCGAGUAUGCUGCGAUGGAGGUGCAUGACUGA
Messenger RNA from Vanrija pseudolonga, 1248 nucleotides. RefSeq lists its product as uncharacterized. The transcript is spliced from 17 exons. Bases 1 to 1248 code for a protein of 415 amino acids. Lineage: Eukaryota; Fungi; Basidiomycota; Tremellomycetes; Trichosporonales; Trichosporonaceae. The record is from RefSeq and is a predicted model, not a curated record.